Oncorhynchus kisutch (coho salmon) is the source of this 3756-nucleotide messenger RNA. Its product is annotated as A-kinase anchor protein 12-like. Bases 425 to 2182 code for a protein of 585 amino acids. The record is from RefSeq and is a predicted model, not a curated record. NCBI's taxonomy places the organism in Eukaryota, Metazoa, Chordata, Actinopteri, Salmoniformes, Salmonidae. The transcript has 3 exons.
AUGGUUGCUAAGGGCAACGGGGUGAGAUAGAUGGUGUGCAUUUGCGGAGCCGCAGCUGCGCGUCUGUUAAUACCAACGCGACCCUCACGUCCCCGCGCAAUUCUCAACACUGGGUUGGCUGCUUCAAGGCAUGAGGAUGCAAGCGGGGAUUUAGUUUCAGUGUCUUUUACCGUCUGGAGCAGAUUAUUACCUUUCUCCCGCACACAGAAACGGAUUUAGACACACGAAACAAGGUUAGUGGCCCUCAUUCUCACUACAGAAUAUGAUGCAGAGGCCCUCCUCUCCAAAGGGAAGUUGGAUGGGAAUACUGCCAUACGUGUCAGCUCGUGAUCAAUGAACUCAGUCCAUUCAAUCACUAAAGGAACUAACCUGAACUACUGAAGAAAAAGUGGGGAUAUAACGACACAGACAUCUUUUUGCGGAUAUGGCGGCGACAGAUGCAUGUUCAGCGCCUGUACAGGAAGAUGGCACCACCACCACCGAGACUAAAACAGAGGUGGAGCCCAAAAUCUCAGAGACUGUCACAGAGGCUGUCACGGAGGCUGUCACGUCUCCACCCGAAGAGGCACAUCCAGCCGGGGAGACCAAACAGAGCACAGAGCACCCGGCCGAUGGCAAAGCUAAACAGGCCUCUGAGAAUAUUUUCUCUUCCUUCCUGAAUAAGAGUGGGCUGGGAAAAGUCAUGGGAGGGAAGAAGAAGAAGGAGCAGAGCACAGAGGCUGUGGAGGCUAAUGGAGAGGGCAACAUAGAGCAGAAAAAGGCCUCUGACCAAGCAGAGGAGCCGGCAGCCAAUGGCACAGAGGCAGCGGCUGAGGAUCAGGCCAUUGAGAAAGCUCCGGAGAACCAGGUGAAGGUCCGAUCCAAAUCCUUGGACAGGUUAGAGGACCCUGGGGCCCUCAAUGCCACAGUGGACCAACUGGAAGAUGCCCCGGCAGCAGAAGGAUCAGAGAAGCCUGCAUCUAGUGCAGCGACCAAACACAUUAAACGCUGGCAUUCCUUUAAGAAGCUUAUGGCCCAGAAGAGUCACAAGAAGAGCACAGAAGAGUCUAAGGAGGCUGAAGGUAGUGAGGGUGCAUCUGGGGGCACGCCUGGUGACUCAAGUACACUGGACUCCAAGGCUUCAGAAUCCAGUGGCCAGAAACGGUGGAAACUGAAAAGGUCAUGGACAUUCCAGGGACUGAAAAGAGACCCGUCAGUCGUAGGCAUCAGCAAAGCCGCUACGGGUGAGAAGGCGGAAGUUGAGGAAAAUGCCACAGAGAACGAUGAAGCGGCUGCGCCUGAAACAGACGAAGCCAAGGCACAGGUAGACGGCGAAACACAGGAGAAGACAAACACAGACGGAGAGGAGGAAAAGGGAGCCACCGCCGCCCCACACAAAUCAAUGAACCAACACGCAGAUGACAUUUGGACCUCCUUCAAGAAACGCGUGAUCCCCAAGUCCAAGCGGUCAGCAGACACGGUGGCUGCCAGCGGGGAGGAGGAAGGUGCUGCCGCAUCUGAACCGGCCGAGCAGACGGAAGAGGCAGGCAAAGAGCAGGCCAAGUUGGCCAAGGCCAAGCGAACACACUUUAACCGCGCCGUUUCGCUGAAAAACUUCAUCAUGCGAAAGGGGAAGAGCACCAGCGUGGAACAGGGAGACGGAGCUCCGAAGGAGGGUAAGGAGGCGGCAGAUGGGGAGGCGAAAGACACAGAGGACGAGGCUGCCCCAGCUGGCACGUCUGACAGUCAGCAGGCGGCAGACGGGGAGGCGAACGACACAGAGGACACGGCUGCCCCGGCUGGCACGUCUGACAGUCAGCAGGGAGAAGCUGACGCUGCCCAGGGUGAGAGCAACGACAAAGGAGAGGCUCAGUUGGCCAAUGAGCACACAGUCGCCGAUGGAGAGGCAAAGGAGCCCGCAACGAGCACACCGUCUGGUCCUGAGCCAGAGAAGGCCAACUCAGCUGAGCCUGCAGCACCGGCAGAACCUGCGGCAGAAGUGAAAACCAACUGUGAGAAUGGUUGCUCGAACGGCACGCCCGAAGAAGACGCCACACACAAUCAUGAAACGACCCUGAAAAAGGAUGGACCAACAGACGAGGCCAAACAAGAAAACACCAACUCGUCGAUGGACACCAAGAUCCUGAACCACGGCACAGGAAAUGCAGUAGCCCAAAGCGAAAAAAAGGCGGGAAACGUGUGACGACACACAAAGAGGAUUAGAUCUGCAUGGGAUUCGUUCAGCGAGGAGCUUUGAUUCCCCCCCCCCCCUCCCUCCCCCCAAAACCGGAAUAAUCACAUGUUUACGCCACAAUUCACCAUGGUGAGAGCGAUGCAAUCCAUAUAGAUGAAAAAAAUACUCCAAAGCAAUAAUUCAGUCAUCAAUCAGUGCAGUUCUUGCUUACCAUUCCAUUAUCAAUGUAAAUGUUUUGCUUGUCCUCUACUAGUGAGAUUUUAUAUUGUCAAAAAAAGGAAAAUGUUACAUCCUUGUCAAAUGUUAAUCUCUCAUUCCAGAAGAGAAGAAAAAAAAGACUUAGUUUUAUAUCAAUUGCCAUUUUAUUUGUAGUUUUGUCAAUAGAUAUUUCAAAGUGCACCCGAGAGAACACAUUUGAAAUGAUUGCCCCCCCAAUGUGGAUUAAUGAAGUAAUGUGUUCUAAUCUCUUUCUGUGUUGUUUUUAGACUGUUGUGUACAUGAAUAAACCACCAUAAAAUAUUAAGUCAAAAAUUGUUUUGUUUUUUCAAAACACAUCUUCUCACUGUAACGCAGUAUUGAUAUGUUUUGUUGAUCAAUGAUGUCACAUGUUCGCUAGCAAAUUGUCAAAAUCUAGAACAAUAAAAGAUGAAAGUCGCACAACUAAAGAACCUUAAUUGCGGAGGCUAUUUAUGCAUAAAAUGUUGACGUACAAUAAAUGGCUGCUUAUAUAUACACUUAGGAAGGCAUUAUGGAAAUGCUAUUGGUCAUUCAUCUUUAUGAUAAUCCUACAUCCUUUUACCUAAUAGCAGGUUUGUACAUGAUGUAUUAGCUGGAGUACUUCAAUUUCACAUUGAAUAGCGUCAAGUGAUGUGCUCACUCACGAGUAAAUGACUUGUUUCAGAAAGUCAUGUCUGCUAUAGUCUGUCACUGCCCUGGCAGUUGAGGGACAUCUCUGUUACCGUUCUGUAAAUGCACUCAAUACAGAACUAUCCAUGAAAUCACCACCAUACUGUUGUCUGUAAAAAACUAAAUCUCUGGGAUUAAGUUAUUAGAGAUGACAGACAAGAGCAUAUUAUAAAACAGACAUUAAUCCAAGAUAAUAGCUACAUGUUAUGUGACGUUAUUGGCUAGCUAAACAUACACGGAAUGUGCAUAAAAUGGUAACCUGCAGUGACCGACAAAUACAGGGUGGCAUCAUUGACAUGGGAUGUUACCCACAAGCCACAGCCAUCCAAGGAAUGUAGACCUCAUUCACCUAAAAAGGUGUUCAUGACAUGGAUCAUUCCAUUCCUGUUCUGCCAAAUGGCAAAUCAAUCAAUCAGGACAAAUAAAGGUGAUAUUGUUGUUUUCGUAUGCGUGUUAGCGGUUCAUUUAUUAACAAACAAAAGCUCACAAUAUGACUUAAAAUGUAUUUUUGGCAAUAUAACAACUAAUACAAAGUGGCAGCUGUAAGAAAAACACCAUCAUUAUUGGAUGUGCUGACCAGAUAGUUGGUUGUUAUCAGUGGGAACAGACACAAUAAAACAGUCCUGCAGUGACGCUGCUCUGCCCUCAGGCAAGUCCACUGUGUGUUGACUAUGUCU